AUGACGACAGGGGCCUUGCAAUUAGGGGGAAUGAAAUUAUUGGAGCCCAGGUGUACAAAAGAGCUGGGGAGUCUCUCAUUUCCGUCCAGACAGCAUCUUCGCCGUGACCUGAGCACGGCGUUUCUCCUCCUCUCGCUCGUCCUGCUCUCAUCUCUCCAUGCGGCUUUGGCCUACCGCUUCUCCGCGGGCCUCCGCACGGACAAGCUGCGAGGGAUGAUGCGCGGAUGGGCGCAAGGCGGGAGCUCGAUCGGCCAGCAGCAGCAGCAGCAGCAGCAGAGCGGCGGGAUUGGUGGAAAUGGUAUGGGCGGCGGGGGAGGAGCGGGAGACGGCGGAAUGGGAGGCAGCGGGAUGGGCGGCGGCGGAAUGGGCGGCGGCGGAAUGGGAGGAGGCGGCAUGGGUGGUGGCGGAAUGGGGGUUGGCGGAAUGGAUGGGGGUGGAAUGGGCGGCGGCGGAAUGGGCGGCGGCGGAAUGAGCGGCGGCGGGAUGGGUGGCGGCGGAAUGGGUGGCGGCGGCGGGAUGGGCGGCGGCGGAAUGGGCGGCGGCGGCGGAAUGGGCGGCGGCGGCAUGGGCGGCGGCGGAAUGGGCGGCAGCAUGGGCGGACCUGGUUCAUCUGCUCCCGGAUCGCAAUCAUCCAUGGGUCCUGGGGGAAACAUGGGCGGCCGAGGAAUGGGAGGUGGCGGAAUGGGCGGCGGCGGGAUGGGCGGAGGAGGCAUGGGUGGGGGCCGAAUGGGUGGCGGCGGGAUGGGCGGAGGCGGAAUGGGAGGUGGCGGAAUGGGCGGCGACAUGGGCGGACCUGGUUCGUUUGCUCCCGGAUCGCAAUCAUCCAUGGGUCCUGGGGGAAACAUGGGCGGCGGCGGAAUGGGCGGCGGAGGUAUGGGUGGCGGAGGAAUGGGAGGCGGCGGAAUGGGUGGCGGAGGCAUGGGCGGCGGAGGCAUGGGCGGCGGAGGCAUGGGCGGGUCAGGGUGGGUUGCUCCAGGGUCGCAGGCAGCACCCGGCCAGGGUGGACCUGCGAUGGGCGGAGGGAUGGGCGGAGGGAUGGGCGGAGGGAUGGGCGGAGGGAUGGGCGGAGGGAUGGGCGGAGGGAUGGGCGGAGGGAUGGGCGGAGGGAUGGGCGGAGGGAUGGGCGGAGGGAUGGGGGGAGGGAUGGGCGGAGGGAUGGGCGGCGGGAUGGGUGGAGGGAUGGGAGGGGCGAUGGGCGGAGGGAUGGGCGGAGGGAUGGGUGGACCUGGGGGGAACAAUGGAGGCAGUAUGGGUGGACCACAGUAG
Molecule: messenger RNA, 1266 nt
Organism: Closterium sp. Yama58-4
Lineage: Eukaryota; Viridiplantae; Streptophyta; Zygnematophyceae; Desmidiales; Closteriaceae
Source: the annotation of a GenBank genome assembly